Schizophyllum commune H4-8 is the source of this 1617-nucleotide messenger RNA. Its product is annotated as carboxypeptidase S. Gene Ontology annotation, cellular component: fungal-type vacuole lumen. Gene Ontology annotation, molecular function: metallocarboxypeptidase activity. The transcript is spliced from 14 exons. The record is from RefSeq and is a predicted model, not a curated record. NCBI's taxonomy places the organism in Eukaryota, Fungi, Basidiomycota, Agaricomycetes, Agaricales, Schizophyllaceae. Bases 1 to 1617 code for a protein of 538 amino acids.
AUGGGACGCCCUGCGCAGCGCGUACAGUCGAUCUGCCCGCAGGCGGAUGUUUUGUACCCGAAGGUCAACAAGGCUCUCUGGGACGAGGUCUCCGCGGAGCUCAACACGGAGGCGUUCCAGAACAAGGCGCUGGACUGGAUGCGGGGGGCGAUUCAGAUUCCGACGGAGGUGUUCGACGCGAUGGGCGAGCCGGGGGAGGACGAGCGCUGGGAGAUCUUCUACGAGUUCCACGAGUACUUGCAGAAGGAGUAUCCAAUGGUACACUCGAAGUUCUCCCGCGCGACUGUGAACACCUUCGGUCUCGUCUACUCCUGGCCCGGAAGCGACCCCUCCCUCAAGCCGAUCCUUCUCACCGCGCAUCAGGACGUCGUUCCCGUGCCCGCCAACACCAUCCCCUCUUGGACGCACCCACCGUACUCCGGCUUCUUCGACGGCGAGCGCAUCUGGGGCCGCGGCGCGUCGGACGACAAAAGCGGGCUUAUCAGCAUCAUGAACGUGCUGGAGACGCUCAUCGGGAAGGGCUGGACGCCGGUGAGGGGCGUCGUGCUGGCGUUCGGGUUCGAUGAGGAGGCGAGCGGGACGCAUGGCGCGGCCGCGAUUGGGCCCUAUCUACUGAAGACGUUUGGCAAAAACGCCUUUGCGAUCGUCGUGGAUGAGGGAGGAGGCUACCAGGAGGAGUACGGUGCAGUCGUCGCCACGCCUGGCAUUGCGGAGAAGGGGUACAUGGAUACGAAGGUGGAGGUACACUCGCCGGGAGGUCACUCCAGCGUUCCCCCCGCGCACACUACGAUCGGCAUCCUCGCGCGCCUGCUGACCGAGUACGAGAAGAAUCCAUAUGAUAUAAGGCUGACCCGCAACAACCCCGUCUAUCUUACCUAUCAGUGCCACGCCGAGCACGCGCCGGACCUCCCCGAGGAAAUCCGCAAGCUCAUCUACUCGAGCGCGGAGGGUGGCGCCGAGGACGCGCUGCGCAAGGUGGAGGACUUCGUGGUCCAGGACAAGAAGUCGAGGUCGAUCAUCACGACGACGCAGGCCGCGGACAUGAUCAAUGGUGGCGUGAAGUCGAACGCGCUGCCCGAGGAGGCUUGGGCGAUUGUGAACCAUAGGAUCUCGAUUACGAGCUCCGUCGCCGAAACGCAAGCGCACGACACCGCCACGGUCAAGGCGCUCGCCGAGCAGUUCAACCUCACCUUCGAGGCGUUUGGCAACCUGAUCUCCGACCCGGAUGCGCCGUCCAGCAGCGGCAAGCUGAUCCUAGAGGCUGCAUUUGGGCAUAGCCUGAACCCAGCGCCGCGGACGCCGUUGUACGGCGAGGAUGCCGACCCCUACCGCUUCCUCCACGGCACCAUCAAGGCGACCUACAACACGCACCACGAGCUCGAGGAGGGUAGCGACAACAUCAUCGUCGCUCCUGGCAUGUCCUCCGGCAACACGGACACAAAGUACUACUGGGACCUCACGCCGCACAUCUUCCGGUACAACCACAAGGCGACGCCGACGAAGCUGGUCAAUGGCGUGCAUACGGUCGAUGAGUUCCUCGAGCUCGACGCCUAUGUUGAGGAGAUGCUUUUCUUCGCCACGCUCAUCCUGAACGCAGACGAGUCGACAGUGCUGUGA